GCUUUCUUCUUUCUUUGCUGCAGAUUUUCUUUGCACCCACUCUCGUUUUAGAAAAAAAUCGACCACAGCGUUCCGUCGGGACUGUCAAUCACUUUUUGGAUAAAACAUACUACAGCCACAAAAAAAAAAGACGCGCUAAGCAAGCAUCUCGGGGACACACAACACAAUGAGGUCUCUUGCUGCCCUCGUCCUGCUUCCCCUCCUCGCCGAGGCUGCGGGAAACCAAAAUGCCAAGAGGCAGCAGCAGUGCAUAAACGACAGCUGCUAUCGGGCUGUUGCCCAAGAAAACCGAAAGCAAGACUGCCAGAACUUCAUCGGCACGACAACGGUCACUGGGGAUCUGAUCCUCGAGACUGCGUUUUUCACUGUCGCCGUUACGGGGUUUGUGGAUCAGUUGGCCACUGGGACUGUGGUUGUCCCCGCCACCGCCCAAGUAACUCAACAAGUAACCAACACCGUGACGAGCUAUGUGGCAACAGUCACUUCUACAGUACUCCAGGCCGCACCAACAGAUGUCUCGCCCAAUUUUGCCAAGAGAAAGUUGGCCAGCAGACAGUGGGACUGGAGCUGGUGGAUGGCCAAUGCCAAGAUGCCCGGCGGAUAUCCCCUGUACGCGGCGACGUGCUGGGACACAUCCCGCUACGUCGCCGCCUGCAACUGCGCCGGCAUCAACACGCUGACCGUCACGCUUCCGGGGCCGGUGUCGACUACUACGUACACCGUGACCACGACGGGCGCGUUCCAGACUAACAUCAACACGGUCGGUCAAAACACCGUCACGAAUGUUGCUGGUACCAACGUUGCCACGCAGACCGUCACCACAGUCGUCCAGGCCACACAGACAGUGGUGGUUACUGCCACGGAUGGCAGCAACCCCCAGACUACUGGGUCCCCGAGCAGCCUGGCCACCUCGGUCACUCCAUCCGUAAGCGAGGCUGCCAGCUCCACGUGGUCCUCGUUCAGUAGUUGGACCAGCUCGACGUCCUUCUCCUUCAGUGUAUCCGCCAGCUCCACGUGGUUUUCCAGCGGCGCCCCCAUUCCUACUACGGUCCAGUCCAUCAACUCCACGCAGCCUCCCAUCAGCGAGCACACGGAGACAGUCAUAGCCACCGUCACCGCCACCGGGUCCGCGUCGGACCUGAGCAAGGCCACCCAGUCGCUUUCCAGCGCCAUAGCCUCAGACUUCCCCACGUCCAUCCUCACGGCCAACACCACCUUCGCCACGUCCACCAAGAGUGCGAGCGCGACCCCGACUCCCACGGGCAUCGCCAAGAGCUUCCGCCUCAAGGUGCAGAGCGGGCCCCUGGCCGACAGCUACCUCGUCCUGCAGGCCUGGAAGGACCUGGGCGCGGCCAAUGGCGGCGAGGCGUACCUGAUCACGUUCGCGGGCGGUAACAACGGGUCCACGACGGCGCCGUCGCUGUGGGCCAUGGGCGGCGGGCUCGACAUGCCAGGCACGAGUAGCUCGAGCAUCUACGCCGUCGACGCCUCGGCCAGGGGCAAGGUAGUCGUGGCGACGGUGGGCAUGAACUCGCGUGUCGCCGUCGCGGCCCCGGGAGCCGGAGCAGCCUACAUCGCCUCCGACCUGCUCCAGUGCGCCAUCUCUGCCAACAACACCGUCACCUGCCAGGAGGCGGGUGAUGACGGCGCGCCGUACAACCAGCUCGGCGACUGCGGUGACAGCCUGGGCAUCUUCAAGGGCUCCAACACGUGCGGUGGCGGCACCUUAUUUGCGCUCACUGCUGAGUACGUCUAA
Messenger RNA from Pyricularia oryzae 70-15, 1756 nucleotides. RefSeq lists its product as uncharacterized. NCBI's taxonomy places the organism in Eukaryota, Fungi, Ascomycota, Sordariomycetes, Magnaporthales, Pyriculariaceae. The coding region runs from base 167 to 1756 and encodes 529 amino acids. The transcript is spliced from 3 exons. The record is from RefSeq and is a predicted model, not a curated record.